This is a messenger RNA of Chaetomium strumarium, 3018 nucleotides long. RefSeq names its product abc transporter. Gene Ontology annotation, cellular component: membrane. The transcript has a single exon. The record is from RefSeq and is a predicted model, not a curated record. Lineage: Eukaryota; Fungi; Ascomycota; Sordariomycetes; Sordariales; Chaetomiaceae. Gene Ontology annotation, biological process: transmembrane transport. Gene Ontology annotation, molecular function: ATP hydrolysis activity; ABC-type transporter activity; ATP binding. The coding region runs from base 380 to 2848 and encodes 822 amino acids.
GGAUGGUGGACCCCACUGGCCAUGACCCUGGCCAGUACCUGACCCACUGUGAAAUCUUUUGCCUGUCACCUCCGUACGUUAGGGUGGCUGAGAGAUUUAACCCCUGACGGGACCCUCCAAAUGAACACAGGGCGACCCUGGUCGAAGGGUUUGGCAGGGGCACGAUCAUACCGAAAGCUGAGUCACUCGGCGAUACAAACACAGCCAUUUCGAUGCAGCCAGGAUUUGCUUUUCUUUUGCCACGCGGCUUUCUUUAUAAUUACGCGGGUGGCCGAAGAUGGAUGGCCGAAAGAUGGAUGGCCGAAAGAUGGAUGGCCGAAAGAUGGAUGGCCACACCACCACGCAGUUCUUGGCAUGAUUUGAUAACAUUUGCUGCAUCAUGGCACUGGUGUCCGUUAUCCGCCUGUCUCGGCUCCUGCAUGUCGCGUCGACAAUCUCGGUCUUGUUCUUUGUUUUUGUUUCCUUUCUCUUCCACUACGGCAAGACAAAUUACGAUGCCUGCGCGAUACUGCGAAAGAACGUGCUGAGGACGGCCGUUGUUGGCCUCAUCGCGGGAGCAUAUGGCGCCGAGAGCGUCCUGGUCGCCCUACGGGGCGAUGGCCUUGGGAUAAAUCAGGAGCAUUCAGUUGCCGCUGCCUACUAUGCCGUGGCCUGGACUGCUGUCUGUCUUGGGCGGCGACUUGUGGUAGCGGAACUUUUCGGCCUCGCGACACUUUCACUUCUCUCUGGCGUUCCGUCAUUAACAAUUGAGGCUGCAGCAGGAGGGCGAAGCAAAGAGGAAACGGCACUGCUGACCCUCCCGUUCAUCCGGCUGCUGCUCGUUGUCUGCUCGUUUGCUGACUGCCUCUCUCGAUUCGCCUGGCGCAAACAAAAAAAUGGCAUCGUGGAAGAGGAAACUCCCUUUCUCAGUGACAGCACCGACAGCCAAUCCUACGGCACGGAUCGACUAUCCGUCGGCACCGACUCGACCUCGGACUCCAGCGGGGAUGGCCAAGAUGAUGCCGAAGAUGAUGAUGACGACGACGACGACGACGGACAAGAUGUCCGAACUACGCAACUCCGCAGAAGCGGCAGCUGGACGGUCUACCUCAAACACUUCAAAAUCUUCCUCCCGUACCUUAUACCUAGGAACGACGUCAAGGUCCAGGCAUGCCUGUUUGCGUCCCUCCUCUGCCUCAUCGGCAAUCGGAUUCUCAACAUUCUCGUCCCCGCACAGCUAGGCCGCAUCACCGACAAGCUCCUCACCCGCCAGCUCCCGUACGCCGAUCUUGCCUUCUAUCUCCUCCUAACGCUCCUGCACGACAGCUCAGGCUUGGGCAUGAUCCAGGCUCUCGCCAAGAUCCCAGUCGAGCAGUUCUCGUACCGGCGGCUCACCAACGCGGCCUUUGCGCACGUCAUGUCCCUGGCCAUGGAGUUCCACGCCGAUCGUGACUCGGCCGAGGUGAUGAAGGCAGUGGAACAGGGCGGCGCGCUGACGCGGGUGCUCGAGACGGCGGUGCUGGAGAUGCUUCCUACCGUGGUGGACAUGGCCGUCGCCUUCGUGCUGCUAUACGCCAAGUUCAACUCGGCCGUGGCGCUGUGCAUGUUGACGGCGUCGCUUGCCUUUUUUGCCGUCGAGGUGGUCACAUCUAGCUGGAACGUUGACAACCGACGUCGCGUCACGGGCGCCGAGCGCCGGGAAGCGAGGGUCAUGCACCAGGCCGUCCAGGGUUGGGUUACCGUCUCGGCGUUUAACAUGUUCGCCCACGAGCGGCUGCGAUUUGGUCGCGCCGUAGACAAGCACCUUGCGGCGAAGAGGGACUGGUCGCAGUGGGACGCGUAUAUCACGGCGCUCAGUGAGGGGCUCAUUCCCGUCACAUUCUUCGCCUUGGCCUGCCUUGUCGCGAACGAGGUGCAUGCAGGGAGGGCGUCGCCGGGCGACUUUGUUUUCCUGAUCCAGUACUGGGAUUUUCUGAUCUGGCCCAUCCGGCUCCUCUCGCACGAAUACCGCUAUCUCAUGUCGGACCUUAUCGACGCCGAGCGGCUGCUCGACCUGCUUAGUACGGAGCCGACUGUCGCCGACAAGGAGGGCGCACCACCGUUAGGCUCCGUUGAAGGGAGGGUGGAGUUCGACCACGUCGAGUUCGCCUACGGCGAUAAGCGACAAGCGAUCCGCGAUGUCAGUAUUCUUGCGCGCCCUGGGGAGACUGUCGCACUGGUGGGCACGACGGGCGCGGGCAAAUCCACGCUUGUGAAGUUGCUGCUGCGGUACUACGACGUCAACGGCGGCAGUGUCCGCAUCGACGGGCAAGAUGUGCGCGACGUUACGCAAGGUUCCCUACGAGACGCCAUCGGCGUCGUGCCGCAGGAUCCCCUACUCUUCAACGCUUCCAUCAUGGAGAACCUCCGGUACGGGCGCCUCUCUGCCUCGGACGAGGAAGUCUACGAGGCGUGCCGCGCGGCCGCCAUCCACGACAAAAUCCUCUCCUUCGCCCAAGGGUACGCUACGAAAGUCGGCGAGCAGGGCGUCAAGCUGUCGGGCGGCGAGGUGCAGCGGCUGGCCAUCGCGCGUGUCUUCCUCAAGGACCCGCCCAUCCUGGUGCUCGAUGAGGCGACGAGCGCGGUUGACACGGGGACCGAGGCCGAGAUCCAGGCGGCGCUGCGGCGCGUCAGCAGGAAGCGCACGACGUUUGUGGUCGCACACCGGCUGUCGACUGUGGUGCGCGCGGACCAGAUCCUCGUACUGGAAGAUGGUGUGAUCGUGGAAAGGGGCAGGCACCAGGAGCUGCUGGACAAGCGGGGGAGGUAUGCUGCCUUGUGGCGGAAGCAGCUUGGUGGCACUGACGAGGAUCCCCUGCUCGAUGCCUAAACUUCGUGAUUUGUUAUAUUACUGUUAGACUGGGUGUAGAAGGCGUUCCUAUCAUUGGAUCCAAGGUACUGCACUCCAACCAUUACUGGAUUCCGCAGAGUCGUAGCAGACUCUUGGAGCAUAUGCGAGAGGGCUCGUUUCGAAGAUACGUAGCAUUUCGGGGUUGACAC